Linum trigynum is the source of this 264-nucleotide messenger RNA. The record is from the annotation of a GenBank genome assembly. NCBI's taxonomy places the organism in Eukaryota, Viridiplantae, Streptophyta, Magnoliopsida, Malpighiales, Linaceae.
AUGCCAGCAAAGACUGCGGCGACCGACGAAGUGGAGAGAGGGCCGACGGUAGGGGGUUUGAAUUUCAGAUCGAUUGUGGCCGAACAGAAGGUGGGAGAUGAGGAGAGCUUCGUUGAGCAGAGAGUUCGCCGGGUGGGAAUUCGUGGGUCGGAUUUGAGAGUGGCAAAAAGGAGGGACGGUGAUUCCGAUUUCAAAUUGCGGUUGGGAAGCAUCGCCGAUUUAGAUUUCCGAUUGAGGUUUGGGCGAUACCAUCGACGGAACUGA